GAUGUCAGAAGGUCAGGCUUUUUUUCUCACACCAAGAACAAACCGCUCACAGAGAAGAGAACAUAUGCACAGGAAGCCUUUAAACACAUGGAGAAAGGCAGCAGAAAGAUAAAGGGCAACGCCUGCUACUGUCACGGCAAAGUUAGGGUCUGAUUCGCUCAGCAACGCAUGCUGCGAACAAACCUCUUGCUCAACUGGGUGGGUUGCGUGUGACUGCUGUGUAUCAGUCAUUUGGCAGCACAGAAUGUCACGACGGGAUCAAAGGUUUCGGAGAGGAAUGAAAGCACGGUGUUGUGAUUGUGAGUGCAUCCUGUCUCACUGGUACUAUGAAAGAGGAGGACAACUCUACUGUAAGAAGCAUUACUGGUCUCGCUUUGGAGAGCACUGCCACGGCUGCAAGGAGACUGUUUCAACAGGACUUGUUAUGGUUGCAGGAGAACAAAAGUACCAUCCUGAGUGUUUUACCUGCAUAAGCUGUGAAAUGGUCAUUGGAGAUGGAGACACUUACAUGUUAGUUGAGUGCUCUAGACUUUACUGCGGCCACUGCUUUUGUCAGGGUGUUGUGCCAGCUGUGAGAUCAACAUCUCUUACACAGAGACCCCACAUGGUGGCGUUGGUGUUUGUCCCUCCCACUGCAGCUGGACGACGAGGCCUGACAAUAUCUGCUGAUUUAAGCCAAGACAAAAAGCUUCUCAUUACUGUUACAGAUUUAGACCCAGGUGUCCUCAGUCCUGAUCUACUGUCCUCUGUCCAAGCUGGUGAUCGGGUUUUGGAGGUCAAUGGCAUCCCGGUCUGCAACAUUUCCCUGGAUGAGAUAAACCAUGUGAUCCAGGACACAAGCAGACCACUUCAACUCAUCAUUGAGCACAAUCCACAGUCUCCUCAUGACCCUUUUCAAUCAGACAGUCCCCCAACUAACAUAAGCUGUCCUGACUCUUGUGUCCACGAUAAACUUCUUUCAGUCCAUAAUCUGCCAAGUCUGGAAGAAGAGCCAAGUACACCAGAAGAACGACAAGAACAACCGAUGAGCCUCUCCCCGCCUCAACUCCAAGGAAGCACAGGGUUGCGAACUAGACAUAUUCUACGAAGUUACAGUAUAGACAAGUGUCCCCUAUCUCCAGGAUCAUUGUCUUUUCUUUCUCAAAAGAGAGACAUGGUUCGCUCAGAGUCUCUUCGAGUCGACCCUGGGGAACGGACACACCGUAUCUUCAGACCAUCAGACCUCAUUCAUGGAGAGGUGUUAGGCAAGGGCUGCUUCGGCCGAGCAGUGAAGGUCACCCAUCAAGAGACAGGGGAGGUGAUGGUGAUGAAAGAGUUAAUACGUUUUGAUGAAGAGACACAGAAGACAUUUUUAAAGGAAGUAAAGGUGAUGCGCUGCCUUGAACAUCCCAAUGUUCUCAAAUUUAUUGGAUUGUUUUACAAGGACAAACGAAUACAUUUUGUCUCUGAAUACAUCCAAGGAGGAACUCUUAAAGAAACUAUUGCAAAAAUGGAUGACAAUUUUCCCUGGAAUUUAAGAGUUGGAUAUGCCAAAGACAUAGCAGCUGGGAUGGCAUAUCUACACUCCACGAACGUAAUCCACAGAGAUCUAAACUCAUACAACUGCCUGGUCAGACAGAACCAGUCUGUAGUGGUAGCAGAUUUUGGACUUGCUAGGCUGGUAAUGGAUGAAAGGAAUCAGAGCAGAACGUCCUCUCUCGAGCGGAGUGUGAAGGGGCCGCUGUCAGAGCUGCGCAAAACUGACCGGAGAAAACGGUACACUGUGGUAGGGAACCCCUACUGGAUGGCCCCUGAGAUGAUCCACGGAAAAACCUAUGAUGAACGUGUGGACAUAUUUUCCUUCGGGAUUAUGACUUGUGAGAUUAUUGGCAGAGUGAGUGCUGAUCCUGAUUACCUUCCCCGGACCAAUGACUUUGGACUAAACGUAGAAAGUUUCCUGCAGCAGUUUCACCCUCCACGGUGCCCAUCUACCUUCCUGCCAUUAGCUGUCCUCUGCUGUGACAUGGAUGCUGAUAAACGACCCUCUUUUUCAAAGCUAGAGGAGUGGCUGGACAACCUGCUAAUGAACCUGGACAUCAGCCUGCCUUUGCUUUCUGAGUUGGAGCAACUCUGUCGCGCCUUCUGGAAAAAUCACCAAAACCAGGCUCCAAACCAGGAUGAAACUCCGGUUUCGUGUAAACAAACUGUUUCAGAGACACGUAGAGGAAAUCUGAGCCCUAAACUUUGUUCAGACGAAGCAAACAGCCACACAGAUGCACAUGGCCACAAUGUGAGGACUAAAUCACAACACACCGACCAGUCCUGCUGUGACUCUAUAAACUCAGACUCAGGGAACAGUGAGUGUGAGUCUUAUGAGGAUGGUAAUAUUAAAGAACAAGCAAAAUCCCAGCAUGAGCCCUCACUGUUAGGUCGCACAAACAGGGUUAGAAGAACUUGUAGAGUGCUGUGGGAACGAUCUACAGAGGACAGCUCGUUUCUCUGAAGCUUUGUCAAAAUAAGUUCAGAGUUGUGGAAUAAACACAUUUUUUGAGGACAUUGGUACCUCGUCAAAAAAUAGAAACGUAUUUCUGAAACCUACCUGAUGACUAUUACUUCAAAACUGGCAGAGGCACAAAAGGUGCAACUGCAGAUUUAUGCAAAAUUUCUUUGAGAAGAUAUGCAGCUUGAUAUUAAUUGCUUUGAAUAUUGCAUUUUUCCCAUAUUAGCCCAUAAACCAGUAUUUAAGUAGCUGUAGCUGAAGCCCAACGCAGGAGGAAUUUAUUCAAUAUCACGGAUACAAGCGGCUGAAAUGAGCUUCCUCCGUAGGGUGGCCGGGCACUCCCUUAGAGAUAGGGUGAGGAGCUCGGCCAUCCGGGAGGAGCUCGGAGUAGAGCCGCUGCUCCUCCACAUUGA
This is a messenger RNA of Girardinichthys multiradiatus, 2892 nucleotides long. Its product is annotated as LIM domain kinase 1-like. The transcript is spliced from 15 exons. Gene Ontology annotation, molecular function: protein serine/threonine kinase activity; protein binding; ATP binding. NCBI's taxonomy places the organism in Eukaryota, Metazoa, Chordata, Actinopteri, Cyprinodontiformes, Goodeidae. Gene Ontology annotation, biological process: protein phosphorylation; actin cytoskeleton organization; positive regulation of stress fiber assembly. Gene Ontology annotation, cellular component: nucleus; neuron projection; cytoplasm. Bases 245 to 2482 code for a protein of 745 amino acids. The record is from RefSeq and is a predicted model, not a curated record.